UAUAGAAAUAAUAUAUGAAAAAAUAUACAUUUAAUCUAGUUUUUCGCGAGCGAGUUCCCUCUAUACUAUAAAGUAAAAUAUUUGAUGAAUGAUAAUAUUUUUUCCUUCACAUAGCACUUCUAUAAAAACAUGAGAGUUUCAAGCAAAGAACUUAUUCACUAUAAGCUUAUUGGUUUCAAGACGAUCCUUACAUUCUACUUAAAAAACAAUCAUAUUUUAUCCAUGAUGUAAAGACUAUAUCUUUACAUCAUGAUUUUAUCUUUGUGUAUGUCAAAUUGGGUAUUUCUACUCAUUUUCCUGUCUAUGUUUCUUUGUGACGUUGCCGUCUUGUUUGUUUGAAGAUUCUGAAAAUGAUCCUAGAAUUUAAAGUGUUUACGCUAAACUGUUGGGGAUUAGCAAUUGUGUCAAAAAAUAGAAAAACUCGGAUAAAAGCAAUCGCGAAAUUUUUGUCUAAUAGUCACUAUGAUGUUGUGUGUCUUCAAGAACUUUGGCUUGAUUGUGAUUAUUUUUUGAUUAAGGAUGAGGUCGCAGGAAUACUUCCACAUUCCCAUUAUUUUUACAGUGGUGUUACUGGAUCUGGUAUUUGUAUAUUUUCCAAAUAUGUAAUUGAAGAGGUAUUCUUUCAUCAAUGGUCUUUGAAUGGUUACAUUCACAAAUUACACCAUGGUGAUUGGUUUGGAGGAAAAGGCGUUGGACUUUGUAAAUUAACAGUGAACAAUCUUUCUGUAAAUAUAUAUUCAGCUCAUUUACAUGCAGAGUACAAUAGGAAAAGUGAUGAAUAUGAGGCUCAUCGUAUUUUACAGGCAUAUGAUACUGCUCAGUUUAUUUUGCUCAGUUCACAGGGUGCAGAUUUAGUAGUGUUAGCUGGUGAUUUAAAUACUUUACCAGGUGAUAUUGCAUACAGGUUGUUAACAUCAAUUCCUGGUCUUGUAGAUGCCUUUGACAGUGCCGACGUUCCAAGAGAUCAUGUUGCAACAUGCGAAAGUCUUAGAAACAGUUACACUCCUGGUAGAUUGGUCAAAAAUAAAACACAAGGACAAAGGAUAGAUUACAUCAUGUUUCAUCCAGGCUCAAAACUUCAAGUAGAAAUGAAAAAUUAUAAAUUACCUCUACCAGAUCGUGUUCCCCUCCAUUCUUUCAGUUAUUCAGAUCAUGAAGGAGUAGAAGCAACUUUUGAAAUUAGCAAACAAGCUAUUUUAAAAUCUUCUAGAAAUGAAAACGAUGUUAAAAAUGUACUGGAUGAAUGUGAGACAAUUUUGAACCGAGCUCUGAAUAACCUUGUAACUCAUAAGAUAAUAUAUAUAUUUUUUAGUAUUUUAUUACUGUUUGGUUUGAUAAUUACAUUUAUAAUUGAUGUUCCUGCUGGAUUUGUUGUAGUUUAUAAUAUUUUCAGAGUUAUCAUUGGUAUAUUGUUUGUUUUUAGUAUAUUGAUGGGAACUAUUUGGAAUAAAAUCGAAAAACAUGGAGUACUUGCCGUGAAAUUAGCUAUAGAAAAAUCACUUAAAAGACCAACCGAAUUGUGACAUAUUGUUUGAUAUACUACUUGAUUUAUCAAAGGACCAAAUAAACUGACUAUAAAAUAAAAUAGACACAUUUGUUUAUCAAUACUUAUCUAUAAAGAAAUUGAGUAAUGGAAAGUUAAUACAUCCAAGGCCAUUUAUGUUGUGAUGACUGUCCAAUUACAAAAUCAUUAGUUUGAAAUAGCAUGUGACGAAUAAAAUGGACAGUAUUAAAUCGCUUAAUUAAUUUAAUAAUAUAUUGAUAAUAUGCCUUUAUAAUUAAGAAUAUUUAAGUUGGGUCAAUUAUGGUUAACCUGCUGUUGGAAAACGGGUCCUAAAGUUUUUGAUAUAACUCUAGCAUUGAUUGAGUGAUUAAUUUUUCAUUUGCUUCUAGUAAAAACUAUUAGUCCGAUUUUAUUUUAUAGUUAGCUGAUAAAUAUAAGUUACCAAAUGUUGUCAUUUUUAAUAAAAAAUUAAAAAGAAACUAUUAGUAAAGAAAAUGUUUUAUGUUGGCACUUUUGUUACUUCUACUAAAAGGAACUGAUUGUUUUUGUGUUUAAUUUAUUUGUUGUAUUAAUACCUAUUUUUGAAAAUUAAAAUAUUUUACUUCCAAUUAUUAUAUUGACUUGAAAUUUGACACACCUGCUUAUUUCCAAUGACAUACAUGAAUCAAAUAAGAAAUUGACAAAAACAGUUGGGUCAUUUAGUACUAAUUCAAUAGAAGUAAAUAUUUUGUUUCAUGGUUACAAAAAAGCGUGACGAAUUAUCUGGUCAUCAAUAUACAACCUCGAGUUCGCUGGAUGAGAUCUCGAAAAAAAGCAUUUUUCAAUUUUCUGUAAUUUUUUUUCUGUCCUUAGUUUAAUUUUAAAUAUUAAACUUUAAAAACUUUUAAAAGAAUCUUACAGUUUGGCGAAUUUCAUUCACAAUAUACACUCAUGAAAUCAUUUUCAAUAUUUCGAUUCUAAUUUAAUCCGAUGACUUUUAGAUGAGUUUGACAUCUUCUUAUCUCGAGGUCAAUGGACCAAAUCCCAGUGGGAUAUCGGAAAUUUCAAAUUUACUCCUAAUUUUUCUUAAAUUUCAAUAAUAUAAAACCAAAACUUGAGUCCUAGUAAAGUUUGUAAGUAAUGUAGCCUAAAGUUAAAACAGAGUUGAGAAACAAUCUAAAUCGUGACAAUAGUAUGAGAUAUUGGCGGUACAACACAAUGAUACCACUUUUUGAUGAUUCUCUUUAGAACUUAUAUAUUUCUAAACUAUCGAAUAACAAAAUUACAGUAAUACAAUUUUUUUAUUAAUUUGUACCUAUUUUUGUUUUUAUCAGUUUUUGAUUACCCUGUAGUUCAACUAGAAUUCAAGUUUAGGCUUUAUUAUCUACAGUUUAAUUCACAUUCAACUGUUUUUGAAAGUUUUAUUAAUAUAUUAUUUACUUUGUAGUAUAAAUUUAAGUUAAGUGUUUAUCGAUUAUUAUAUUAUGAGGUGUGAAUUCAAAUAAAAAUGUCUCUACUUAACAAAAGUCAUGAUGGUUAGGUUAGGUUUGAUCAACUUUGAAUAAAACCCAAAUGCAUUUAUUGUAACCCUCAAUAAUCAUCAACUUAAGUUAUUACCGACAAUUUUAUUUUAUAUUGUAAACUUUUUAAGCACAAAAAUUGUUAUUUUAUACUUUUCUUGCCCUUAUUCGAUAAAAUUUUAAACAGUAAAUUUGGUCAAGGGAACCAAGAAAUUUAAUAAUCAAUAAUUGAAAUAACUUACACAUAUGAUAGAUACUAUUUUGUUGCAAAAACUUUAAUAAUUAUGUCAAGGUUAAUUGUAAUAUUCUAGUAUUGUAUUCGAAGGCAUUUGUAUGGACGUAUAUGCUAACCCAUGUAACAUACCAACUUGACUUUUAUUGGCUGUAAUUAUUUUUUAGCUAUAAUUUAUUUAUUUUCAAAUGUAAUAUCUCAUUCAUAUAGAUUUCCGUUCGAUUCAAAGCAAUGUCAGCCCAUUAACCAGUGCUCAAUUUUCCAUUAAAGUUUUACGAAACACUUGUAUGUAUGUAUGUAGAUAGUGGGGUAUCAUAUACAUUGGGACCCAAAGGAUCUAUUGUGUCCCCCUUUCUUGCUACGAUACUCGAGAGCCCACUGUUUACAGCUGAUCUGUUAAUUCCACUUCUUUUAGAAAAUCCAGAAUAUAGGAUGGCUGUAGAGAUCUUUGUCUUUUAUUUCUUACGCUCUCAGGUGUGGGGCUCUGGAGUUUUGUAGUGUUUCACACUUUGAGAGAAUGUCCUGUGUGUACAAAAUACAUAUUACCAUACUAUAUAUUUAUUAGUCACUAACAUUAUAUAUACUUACUAGAAGUCUUUAGUCUUCUUUAUUCUAGUGACUGACACUUUGCUUGCCAACUACUUCCAGAAGUUCCAUUUAUUAAACUAAUAUUAUUUAUAUUCCAGAGUGUAAAGUUUUGGUGGAAACAUAAUUUUUUAAUUAUAUAAUACCUAUUAUCUAGUCUUUUUCAAUUUGAUCUUGUAAGUUUUUUGGAUUUUUUUAAUAUAUACUAUACAAUAAGGAUGAUGUGGAAAACUUUGCUAAAUGAAUAAUUUCAUAUUUUAAAUAAAUUUUUACUAUCCA
Molecule: messenger RNA, 4099 nt
Organism: Diorhabda carinulata
Lineage: Eukaryota; Metazoa; Arthropoda; Insecta; Coleoptera; Chrysomelidae
Product: putative neutral sphingomyelinase
Exons: 6
Coding region: 351-1523 (390 amino acids)
Cellular component (GO): cytoplasm
Molecular function (GO): sphingomyelin phosphodiesterase activity
Source: RefSeq, a predicted model, not a curated record